CGUAGAUUCAAAGCUAAAGAAAAAGAUGCCGACCAAGUGCGAGAUACGAAGUGAAAGGUGGAGAUUAAGUAAGACGAACACACUUGUCGACAAACAACGGUUCAUAAGGACCCACGUAUCAGCCGUAGAUCUUAUUAAACCCACUGAUCACUAAUCUCAUCCCAUCCUAAGUAACCAUGCAUCUCAUUUCCUCCCAAGAAUUCCUCAACAUCUUUCUCAAAUUUCAACGAAUCCCAAGCUCUCAAUCUCUGUUUCCUCAACUCCCAAACCAACUCCUUGUUCUUACUCGCUGUGUCUGCAUCUGCAUGCCAACCUCUGCCACCUUACUUCGUGCUAUUUUUCCAGAGUUGCGUGUUUCUGAUCCUACAAAGAUUGGAGAACUUCUACAACUACAACUUGUUAAUUAUGUAUCUUCAUGGCCGACUCAGACGACGACUCUGGAGGACCCCAGUAACCCAUCAAAGACCACCAACGCCAAAGGCCUGUCUCCCCGAGGGAACAAGACCGUUUCUUGCCCAUUGCAAACGUUAGCAGGAUCAUGAAAAAGGCUCUCCCUGAAAACGCUACAAUCUCCAAAGACGCUAAAUAGACUGUUCAGGAAUGCGUCUCUGAGUUCAUCAGCUUCGUUACAGGUGAUGCUUCCGAUAAGUCCCGUAGAGAAGAGGAAGACCAUCAGCGGCGAUGAUUUCCUCUGGGCCUUGAUCACUAUGGGCUUUCAAGACUAGGUCGACCCUUUGAAGGUUUGCUUGCACAGAUUUAGAGAAAUGGACGGGGAGGAGACUGCUGUAGCGCGUAAGAUAGACGCUCGUCGAAAUGGCAGUGGCUUUACUGUCGAGGGCUAUGGCGGUGGGUACCACAGCCACGUAUACAGGACCGGCUCUGGGUUUAAUAAUCAGAUGGGAGGAGUCGGGUUGUGGUAAGGUAGUUGGUCGGGCUUUAGUGGGCCUGGAGAUAGUUUGAAGAGGCCCAGUUAGCUUUAAUUGAUGGGCCUUUGGUUUAUCAUCUUCACCUUCCUCUUUUAAUAAGCUCAGUUUUUAUUCAUCUGUUAAUCGAAGGCGACAAAACUAAACAUCCUUUUGCAGUCACAUAGAUCGUCUCAGGUAGCAAUGGUAUACCCACAUCGAUAAGCGUUUCGGUGGCCUUCCAGGGAUUGAGAGAAAGGGAAGCCCUUAACUGGUUCGAACUCAUUGAUUGUGGAUUUUGUUUCCUGUGUGUCGUAUAUUGCAUUGAUGGAUUUGUGAUUUUGGGUUUUGUUUCAAAUGGAUUUGUCCUUUGUGAUUUACCAAAGUCAUUUGUGAUUAUGAAUUUUGUUUAAAUGGUUUUUAUUGCUCUAGAUUUUAUGGUGA
Molecule: messenger RNA, 1346 nt
Organism: Hevea brasiliensis (rubber tree)
Lineage: Eukaryota; Viridiplantae; Streptophyta; Magnoliopsida; Malpighiales; Euphorbiaceae
Exons: 2
Coding region: 177-542 (121 amino acids)
Source: RefSeq, a predicted model, not a curated record